AAACGUUAAAAAAAGUUGUUUUGUGAACUUUUUUGACAUGUAGGAAAUCGUGAGAAAAUCGUAUUUUAUUCAAAGUAGUGACUACAACCUGUUGGAUUUAAUGUUAUUUUCUUAGUAAUGUGUUAAUUUGAGUUUGUUACAACAUGGCGUUUCUGUGUCCAGUCAGAAUUAGAAGGGGGAAGAAGAAGAAAUCUAGCAGCGGGGACUCAGACAAGGACCUGUCCCGUCCUGGCUCUGGCCUGAGUCCAGGGAUGGGCCGCAUUACAGGCUCGGCCAGUAUAGAGACUCUAGUGAGGGUCGGAAUUGAGAAAGAGCAUGGACUAAGUCCUGAUUCUAAGAUGGUGGUGCUACAUGACUUCACGCCUUGUGUCGAUGAUGAGUUGGAGGUAAAACGCGGCCAGAUUGUUAACGUGUUAUACCGGGAGAACGACUGGGUGUACGUGAUAGUGGCGGAGUCCCGGCGCGAGGGCUUCAUCCCGCACUCGUACUGCGCCCCCUGCGAGCCACACGACCUCAAGAAGAAACUACCUAGAAGUCGCUCACCCACUGAUCUGGCGCAUCGAGACGUUUCACAACUAUCGGUAUCAGACGGGGUGACGAACGACGGGCACUCAGAGCUGGGCAGCGAAGGGGAAGCCUGUCCGUUCAGCAAGGAUCCUUCAGGAAGAUAUGUGGUGCUAUAUACGUUUACUGCGAGAGACGAAAACGACGUUGAUGUAGAACGCGGGGAAUUUGUUACCGUGCUAAACAGAGAGGACCCCGACUGGUACUGGAUAGUGCGGAGUGACGGACAGGAGGGGUUCAUACCUUCCGGCUUCGUCUACCCAGCUGUAGUGCAAGCAAGUCCACAAGACACGACCCAGCCAGUGUUGUCUCCAACAACAACCAACAACACGUCGGCACUCAACAACACCAAGCUGAACAACUCGGCGCCCGCGCAGGACAGCGACGGACGAUACCACGGCACCGAACUAGUCAUGCUAUACGAUUAUAAGGCGCAGGCCCCGGACGACCUGUCGGUGAAGCGCGGCGAGUGGGUGUACGCCGACCUGUCGCAGCAGACGGUGGAGGGCUGGCUGUGGGCGCACGCGCCGCGCGCGCGCCGCUCCGGGUUCAUUCCCACCGCCUACGCGCGCGCGCCGCAUACCACCGCGCUCUGACACACGGAGCUACGGAACUCGCACGUGAUGCAGUAAUCGAUCAUGUUUUUACAAACGAAAUAUUAAUAGAAGUAAGUCACUUCAAAACUAGUAUAUUCAUAUAAUUUGUUGGUCAAGCAAACAGUUAGUUACAAAUGCAACUGCUAAACAAAAGAUUCUUGGGUCGAACAGUGCCAUUGGAGAUUAUUAAGUUUUUUUGAUAAUUCCUCAAUGAAAUCGGCCUGGGUUUUCCUCUGGUGUGGGACAAUAAACCCACCCUUUACUAAAUGGGACUCAUAAGGUCAUAAUUGGUGAAAAUGCAAAUGCAAAUGCGUCUAUCCCUUGGGAAAUUGAAGACGUGCGUGUCUUUGUUAAAACUUAUGCACAGUUCACAUUUGACAAAACAUGAUUGAUUACAGCAGUAUAAAAUGUUAAUGUUAUGUGCCAAGUGUUUGACAAACUUCUGUUUACUUCUAUUUUAACUUUAGACAAUGUUGUACUUAAUUGAUUUAUUGAAUUCAAGACUAUUUCCAAUUCUUCAAUGCGACGAUUAUAAUGCAGGCGUAAUAUUGGUGUAUACGUUUUUAUAUGACAAAAAAAGUAUGAAAGACAAUCAAAUCAAAAAGUGUGAUUAGUUUGUGUUUAAAAGUAAAUAGUAAUUAACUAAAAAUCGCGGGUUACUCACGUGAACAUACUGAGUAAAGCUCUACUAGU
This is a messenger RNA of Spodoptera litura, 1853 nucleotides long. RefSeq names its product Dachs ligand with SH3s (gene Dlish). Gene Ontology annotation, molecular function: protein binding. NCBI's taxonomy places the organism in Eukaryota, Metazoa, Arthropoda, Insecta, Lepidoptera, Noctuidae. The record is from RefSeq and is a predicted model, not a curated record.